Messenger RNA from Oncorhynchus keta (chum salmon), 1559 nucleotides. RefSeq names its product transgelin-3-like. NCBI's taxonomy places the organism in Eukaryota, Metazoa, Chordata, Actinopteri, Salmoniformes, Salmonidae. The record is from RefSeq and is a predicted model, not a curated record. Bases 53 to 802 code for a protein of 249 amino acids. Gene Ontology annotation, molecular function: protein binding. The transcript has 5 exons.
CUCUCGUGGCACUGAAAGCUGUUGGGAGUCACAGAACGGAUGCUGAGUACGGAUGUUGAGGUUGGUACUGCACUCCUCAAGAUGUCCAGUUUUAACAGCAUGUGACUCCAGAGUGGGACUAACGACCAGGAACGGAACGAAGCCUGACCAUACAUACAUUGAAAAUUCUCACUCUCUUGGAAGAGCUCGAACUCUGGAAGCCAUGGCAAACAGAGGACCCAGUUACGGGCUGAGUAGGGAGGUUCAGGAGAAGAUAGACCAGAAGUAUACUCUGGACCUGGAGGCCAGACUGGUGGACUGGAUCAUCUUGCAGGUUGAGGGGGACAUAGAACGACCAGAGUCUGGGAGACUAAACUUCCAGAGCUGGCUCAAGGAUGGAACAAUUCUUUGCAGGCUCAUUAACAGCCUCUAUCCCCCUGGUCAAGAACCCAUAAAGAAGAUCCAAGAGACAAAGAUGGUCUUCAAGCAGAUGGAGAAGAUCUCUCAGUUCCUGCAGUCAGCUGAAGCUUAUGGGGUGAAUUCCGGGGACCUUUUCCAGACCGUGGACCUAUGGGAAGGGAAAGAUAUGGCUGCCGUGCAAGGGACCUUGUCAGCACUUGGCAGUAUGGCGCUCACAAAGGAUGAUGGUCAAUAUCGUGGUGAACCUGAUUGGUUUCAUAGGAAAGCUCAGGGAAACCGGCGGGAGUUUUCUGAGGAGCAGUUGCGUCAAGGCCGAAGUCUGAUUGGCAUGCAGAUGGGCGGAAACACGGGGGCAUCUCAGUCUGGCAUGAGGGGGUACGGCAUGCCACGCCAGAUAAUGUAAAAAUGUGAUUUGGCUCCUCUAAAUUAAUCCAAAGUUGCUCUCUCAUUAGCUCAGUGGCAGCGUGAAGUUUCCCUGAUGAUCUCGCUAUAGGGGCCCGAGAUGUAACCUUAUACUGAAAGUCUCAGAACACUAUUACAGGGCAUUACAGAUGAUGUCCUUCAAUAAGCCUUUGUAUGAGCUCACAGUGGCUCUUCUUCACUCAGUUACACGGUCUGGUGUGUCAUUUCUGUCAGAGUGGAUGUUUUUUGCAUCAGAAAGGGGUUCAAGGUUUCUGUCAACACAAUUGCGAAAUGACAGCAACUGUGCCAUUGUCUGAGAAAUGUUAUUUUGAAAAGUAAUUGUAAUGAUAGUCACGGUAGUAUUAAGGUGCAAUAUUCUUUAUUCAGGUCAUUUACAGCACCAGUAGUCUUAUUCUUUACUACACUGCGGAAUGUGAAUGCAAUGCACUACGGCCAUUUUUCUUUUUAUAUAACUAACUACCUUCGUUGCAUGAUUUCUUUAUGCACAAAGUUCAUGUUCAGUAUUGAAUGUUAAGUUUAAUAUUUGUUGAAGUACUUCAAUUAUAUGUCUUUUUUCUUGUUUAAUUUAUGUUACUUAAUGUAUCCAGAUGUAUGAGUACUGUGUGAAAUGUCUUGUAAAAAGCAUGAGUUGGCGCAAAAAGUUGGUAGAAGCGCUGCCUAUUGACGUUCACUCUAGGCUAUAAAUAAAGUUGCACACUAUAUACAAGCUCCCAGUAAAUUAUUGGGUGAAGCACCAA